Messenger RNA from Nipponia nippon (crested ibis), 3021 nucleotides. NCBI's taxonomy places the organism in Eukaryota, Metazoa, Chordata, Aves, Pelecaniformes, Threskiornithidae. The record is from RefSeq and is a predicted model, not a curated record.
AUGCCGUGGAUGCGCCUGUGGCCGAGUUGGGAUGUGCCGGUCGGCAGUGGGACUGUCAGCAUCAAUAAGGCUAUUAAUGCGCAGGAAGUGGCUGUCAAGGAGAAACACGCCAGAACAUGCAUCCUGGGCACACACCACGAGAAGGGGGCACAGACCUUCUGGUCGGUGGUGAACCGGCUGCCGCUCUCAGGCAACGCCGUGCUCUGCUGGAAGUUCUGUCACGUCUUCCACAAACUCCUCCGGGAUGGCCACUCGAACGUCCUGAAAGACUCCGUGAGAUACAAGAAUGAGCUGAGCGACAUGAGCAGGAUGUGGGGCCACCUGAGCGAGGGCUAUGGGCAGCUCUGCAGCAUCUACCUCAAACUGCUGAGAACCAAGAUGGAGUUUCACACCAAGAAUCCCCGCUUCCCCGGCAAUCUCCAGAUGUCCGACCGGCAGCUUGACGAGGCGGGGGAGAACGACGUCAAUAAUUUUUUUCAGCUGACAGUGGAGAUGUUUGACUACCUGGAGUGUGAGCUGAACCUCUUCCAGACGGUGUUCAGCUCCCUGGACAUGUCGCGCUCAGUGUCGGUGACGGCCGCGGGGCAGUGCCGCCUGGCCCCGCUCAUCCAGGUGAUCCUGGACUGCAGCCACCUCUACGACUACACUGUCAAGCUGCUCUUCAAGCUCCACUCCUGUCUGCCGGCGGACACGCUGCAGGGCCACCGGGAUCGCUUCCUGGAGCAGUUCAGAAAGCUGAAGGACCUCUUCUACCGCUCCAGCAACCUGCAGUACUUCAAGCGGCUGAUUCAGAUCCCGCAGCUGCCGGAGAACCCUCCCAAUUUCCUGCGCGCCUCGGCGCUGUCGGAGCACAUCAGCCCCGUGGUGGUCAUCCCCGCCGAGGCAUCCUCACCCGACAGCGAGCCCAUCACAGACCUGGUGGAGAUGGACACGGCCUCGCAGAGCCUGUUUGACAAUAAGUUUGAUGACAUCUUCGGCAGCUCUUUCAGCAGUGACCCCUUCAACUUCAACAGCCAGAAUGGGAUGAACAAGGAUGACAAGGACCGGUUAAUCGAGCAGCUCUAUGGGGAGAUCGCAGCCCUGAAGGAGGAGCUGGAGAACUUCAAGGCCGAGAGCGCGCGAGGCGCGGUGCAGCUGCGCGGUCGCGCCAGCGAGCUGGAGGCCGAGCUGGCCGAGCAGCGGCACCUGAAGCAGCAGGCGCAGGACGAGAGCGAGUUCCUGCGGGCAGAGCUGGAGGAGCUGAAGAAGCAGCGGGAGGACACGGAGAAGGCGCAGAGGAGCCUGACGGAGAUUGAAAGGCGGGCGCAGGCCAACGAGCAGCGCUACAGCAAGCUGAAGGAGAAGUACAGCGAGCUGGUGCAGAACCACGCCGACUUGCUGCGGAAGAAUGCGGAGGUGACCAAGCAGGUGACGGCAGCCAGGCAGGCCCAGGGGGACGUGGAGCGGGAGAAGAAGGAGCUGGAGGACUCCUUCCAGCGGUCUCAGGAGCAGGCAGAGGUGCUGGACACGCUAAAGCGGGAGCUGGCAGCCAGCAGGCAGGAGCUGCAGGUCCUCCAGGGCACCCUGGAGUCCAGCACGCAGGCGGGAGCGGAGCAGAGCACCCGGAUCGCCAGCCUGGAGCAGGAGAGGGACAGCCUGAGCCGGGCAGCAGAGCAGCACGGAGAGGAGAUGGCCGCCCUGCGGGCUGAGCUGCAGCAGCUGCAGGACACGCUCAGCCGCGAGCAGGAGAGCAGCAAGAUGGAGCUGGAGACGUUGCAGACCCAGCUGAGGGACAAGCAGUUUGCCCUGCUGCAGGGCACUGCGCGGGAGGCGGAGCGGAUGGUGCAGGAUGCCCUCGGUCGCCUGGAGGAUCCCGCUCACAUCGGCUGCACCGGCUCGGCAGAUUGCCUCCUGUCCAGGACGCUGGCAGCCUCCGAGUGCGUGGAGCGGCUGCGGGACGCGCACAGCAAAUACCUUUCCAAUCGCGCAGCCGUUGGCUCCCUUCUGCCCUGCCUGGCCCUCUUCGCCCACCUGGUCAGCGACACCCUCCUGCAGGGCAGCGCUACCUCCCACGUGGCCCCCAUGGAGCCAGCUGACCGUCUGCUGGAGAUGUGCAAGCAGUGCGGCAGCGAGGCCGUGAGCUACCUCAGCGCCCUGCAAGACCCGGGGACGGUGGAAGGAGCUGACUGCAGCCUGGUGACAACCUGCCUGGGCCGGAUCAGUGCCAUCGGGGAGGAGCUGCGGCCCAGAGGGCUGGACGUCAAGCAGGAGGAGCUGGGUGACCUGGUGGACAAGGAGAUGGCGGCAACGGCAGCAGCCAUCGAAACGGCGUCCACCCGCAUUGAGGAGAUGCUGAGCAAGGCACGGGCUGGUGACACUGGGGUCAAACUGGAAGUGAACGAGAGGAUCCUGGGCUCCUGCACGGGCCUCAUGCAGGCCAUCCACAUCCUGGUCCUGGCCUCCAAGGACCUCCAGAGAGAGAUCGUGGAGAGCGGACGGGGCGCAGCGUCCCCCAAGGAGUUUUACGCCAAGAAUUCCCGCUGGACCGAGGGUCUUAUCUCCGCCUCCAAAGCCGUGGGCUGGGGUGCCACCGUCAUGGUCGACGCUGCCGACCUGGUGGUGCAAGGCAAGGGGACGUUCGAGGAGCUAAUGGUCUGUUCCCGGGAGAUCGCGGCCAGCACCGCUCAGCUGGUGGCAGCCUCCAAGGUGAAGGCAGACAAAGACAGCGCCAACCUUUGCAAGCUCCAACAAGCCUCCCGGGGUGUCAACCAGGCCACAGCCGGCGUGGUGGCCUCCACCAAGGCCGGGAAGUCGCAGGUGGAGGAGAAAGACAGCAUGGACUUCUCCAGCAUGACACUCACCCAGAUCAAGCGUCAGGAGAUGGACUCACAGGUGCGGGUGCUGGAGCUGGAAAACCAGCUGCAGAAGGAGCGGCAGAAGCUGGGGGAGCUGCGCAAGAAGCACUACGAGCUGGCAGGAGUGGCGGAGGGCUGGGAGGAGGAGGAUUUUUCAGAACUCUUUGAGCCGGCUCUGGCUGAGUGA